This is a messenger RNA of Salvia miltiorrhiza (redroot sage), 3342 nucleotides long. RefSeq lists its product as uncharacterized. The transcript is spliced from 4 exons. Gene Ontology annotation, molecular function: RNA-DNA hybrid ribonuclease activity; nucleic acid binding. The record is from RefSeq and is a predicted model, not a curated record. NCBI's taxonomy places the organism in Eukaryota, Viridiplantae, Streptophyta, Magnoliopsida, Lamiales, Lamiaceae. The coding region runs from base 1 to 3342 and encodes 1113 amino acids.
AUGUCGAAUUCCCUUCUUGACAGAGCUCUUUUCUCACAGGGGUUUGCGUCUUUGUGGUCGAAUAUUGUAACUCAUGCCCUUCCUCGUCUGACCUCGGAUCACUCUCCGUUGGUCAUGAUUUGUCGUGCGGAUUCUGUUCAGGGAAGGAGGUCCUUCAAAUUCCUCAACAUGUGGGUUUCUCAUCCAAAUUUUCAAGAUCUCGUCACUUCUUCUUGGGAGCAGAGAGUUGAUAUUAACUGCCAGAUCUUUCGUGUUAUGUUCAAACUCAGACGUCUUCGUUCUGAUCUGCGGAAUUGGAACAAAACGGUGUUUGGUAAUGUCGAUACUCAAAUUGAGGAGGGACAGAGACGGUUAAGUGUGCUGCAGAACGAUAUCUCCAGCACGGGGUAUACCGAUGAUCUGUUUGAUGCAGAAGUUGCCGAGCAGGCCUCUCUUGGGACUCUUCUGGAUAGGAAGUGUAAUCUUCUUCAACAAAAGAGCAGGGCGAAUUGGCUAAAUGAUGGUGAUCGUAAUUCGUCCUUUUUUCAUCGUUUGAUAAAGUUUCGUAAACGGCCACAAAGAAUUGAGCAUCUUAAGAUUGAAGGCAAUAUGGUUUAUGAUCAGAGUAUCAUUCAAGACCACAUUAUCGAUUUUUUCUCGAAUCUUUUCAGAGAGGAAGGGCAACGCACUGUGGACAGAGUUAUGCUGGAGGCUAUUAUUGAUGAGUGGGUUACGGAGGAGCAGAAUGAUACUCUCACUCGUAUUCCGGAUGAUGCGGAGAUCGCGGCUGCUGUUUUUGGGAUGGAUUCUAACAGUGCUCCUGGGCCGGAUGGUUUUUCUGGUUCUUUCUUUCAGAAUUGCUGGAGUAUCAUAAAAGCUGACGUUGUUGUUGCAAUUCGAGCUUUCUUCUUAAAAAAUUAUUUGCCGGCUGGGUGUAAUGCGAGUACGUUGAUUCUCAUUCCAAAGAAGGAAGCGGUGGACACUGUUGCUGAUCUUCGGCCGAUCAUCCUUUCAAACUUCUUCUUUAAAAUCAUCUCGAAGAUUUUAGCUACGAGAUUGGGAGCUAUUGCCUCGCGCGGAGUGUCUCAAAAUCAGUUUGGUUUCAUUAGUGGCCGCUCCAUUCAUGAUUGUAUUGUGAUGGGCUCGGAGGGUUUUAGCUGUAUGAACAGAACCGGGCGUCGUUCGAACAUGGCUUGCAAGGUGCUUCGGGUGAAUGGCUUUAAUGAGAGAUUCAUUCAGUGGAUUUCGAUCAUCUUUAACUCGGCUCGUAUUUCCAUUCUUUACAAUGGACAGCUUAGCGGGUAUUUUGCUUGUUCUCGAGGGGUGCGGCAGGGAGAUCCCUUGUCUCCGAUCAUUUUUGGUAUAGCGGAAGACGUUCUCAGUCACCUGUUUUCGAACUGUGUGCGGUCUGGACACCUGGUCCCUAUGGAUUACAGUCGUGCCACUCACUUCCCCACUCACCUUCUUUACGCGGAUGACAUCCUAAUCUUUUGCAAAGCCUCGGUGAAGAAUGCUCGUAAAAUCAAAGAGAUUCUGGAGUUGUAUGGUGAUCUUUCUGGACAGAUUUGUAGUCCGGAAAAAUCUCGUGUUUUUUUCUCUGAAAAAGUACAACCGGGGCUGCGUCAUGGCAUCUCGAGAUGCAUGGGUUUCUCUUUGGGCGAGCUGCCGGUUAUCUACUUGGGGGUUCCGUUGUUUGUUGGCAGAAUCAAGGCUUCUUAUUUUGAUGCUAUUCAUGAUCGUAUUAUUCAGAAAUUUGCCCGUUGGAAGGGUCUUCAUCUGUCUAUGGCAGCCUGGCGUCUGGUGAAAGGCAAAGAUCUUAUGGCUGCCACAUUGAGCACGAGGUAUCUCAAUUCUUUUGGCCACGCGAAGAAUAACAUUGGUUCUUCUCCUUUUUGGACCAGUGUUCGUGAUCAUGUGACUCAGUUAGUUGAUGAUUCUUAUUCUCUUAUUGGGGUCGGCGCUGCUACUAUGUUUUGGUGCGAUGAUUGGCUUGGUUACAGAUUGACUGACAAGUUAAAGAUUCCUUGCUACAUGUUCGAUUUUCUUACUCAAGCCGUGGACGAGUACUUUUUCGAUGGAAUCUGGCACUUUUCUGAGGAUUUUAUCAUCAAUUUUCCGGAUGUUGUAAUUGAUAUUCUCCUUCUUCCUAUCGGUGGUGAUGAAGACACCCGUUUCUGGAAGCAUUCGGUCAGUGGGGAGGUCACCUCUGCUACGGCAUACUCUCAUACGAGCCAGGAUUUUCCUAAAGUUUUGUGGGGGAAUUGGAUUUGGGAGCGUUUCAUACCUGAGCGACGCUCGAUUGUGUGCUGGCGCGUUAUUCACCAACGCUUGCCGACGGUGGAUAAUCUCAUCCGCCGGGGAAUUCAGGGUCCCAAUCGUUGUGCGCUAUGUGGGAAAGCGGAAGAGUCGAUCAACCACUUGUUUUGGGAUUGCGAGAUGAUUAAACCUAUUUGGGGAGAAUUCUUAUAUUGGUUUCAACAAGAGGAUUUAAAGCAUUGUGUUGAUAUUCACAGCUUCAUGGUUAGCGCCUGGUCUUUGGAUAGCAGUUCGUUGAUCAAAGCUUUUUGGAAGGCGGGCAUUGUUAACAUUUUGUGGAAAAUAUGGGACUGUCGUAAUCAUGUUAUUUUUGAUGAUUUGGAGUUUAACAUCAUUAUGAUUAGAAGCUUUAUCAAAGUGAGUUUUAGAGAGAUGGAUCGGCACUUCAAGAAGUUGGGUAACUCCAAUAAUACCUGGUCGGAUUAUCUCAUUUUGCGAUCUAUUGGUGUGGCUACUCGCGCUAAGCCUCCGCCGAUUAUGAUUGAGGUUUAUUGGUGGCCUCCGGCUGUUAGUUGGAUGAAGGUCAACACGGAUGGUUCGGCUCAUGGGGCGCCGGGGAGUAUUGCAGCUGGUGGAGUUUUUAGAGACAGCUGGGGUUGGGUACGAGGCUGUUUUCACUUUAAGGGUGGGCGAGGUUUUGCUUUCGAAGCUGAGCUUCUGGCCGUGAUCCAUGCAAUCUCGAUUGCCCAUAAUCGAGGAUGGUUUUCUCUAUGGGUGGAAGCUGAUUCUGAGUAUAUGGUUCGGCUUCUCCAGGAGAGAAGCAUGGACGUUCCUUGGCGUUUCAUUGGUCUUUGGAAGCAAGCGAUUAUGAAAAUUUCUGACUUCAAUAUGCAGGUGUCGCAUAUUUACCGUGAAGGAAAUAGAGCAGCGGACAUCAUGGCAAAUCAAGAUCGCGAAGAGGGUUGGUGGCCUUUUGCCAUUGAGGAGAUAAAGUUGGCGACCAACUUGGAUAUGGCGACGCAUAGUGCGAUGGCGGCUGGUUGUGAGCUUCGGCUGUUCGCUGCACAGGUGCUGCGAUGCCUCUGUUUGUCGCAGCUGGUUACUUGA